AGGUUAUCGUAGAUCGUAUUUUUAAAAUUUAAACCUUUAGUACUGAAAUUUUGUUUAAAGAAAAUGGUAAUAAUAUGCCUCAGCAUUGGAAUAGCUGUAAUAGGAUAUGCUGGACGCUAUAUAGUUAAAAGACUGCCAAAUAUAUCUGAAAAAAUGGCUGAGACUUUAAAAAACAUGCCACAGCUUAAUUCGCAGUCAAUGGCGAACAGUAAAUAUUAUAAAGGGGGUUUCGAACAAAAAAUGACUCGCCGAGAAGCUGGACUUAUUUUGGGAGUUUCGCCUGGAGCACCGAGAGCAAAAGUUAAAGAACAAUUUAAGAAAGUUAUGUCUGCUAAUCAUCCUGAUCGUGGUGGGUCGCCCUAUAUAGCGGCCAAAGUUAACGAAGCGAAAGACUUACUCGAGAAAUAGGAUUUUAAUCAUUUUU
Molecule: messenger RNA, 424 nt
Organism: Ceratosolen solmsi marchali
Lineage: Eukaryota; Metazoa; Arthropoda; Insecta; Hymenoptera; Agaonidae
Product: mitochondrial import inner membrane translocase subunit TIM14
Exons: 3
Coding region: 64-408 (114 amino acids)
Biological process (GO): protein import into mitochondrial matrix
Cellular component (GO): PAM complex, Tim23 associated import motor
Molecular function (GO): ATPase activator activity
Source: RefSeq, a predicted model, not a curated record